AUGCAAUAUAAAUUCCCUUAAACAAGUGCAAUUAUAAGAGAAAAUAUCAGCGAAAAAUCAUAUGAUUGUCUAAAAGAUUUUAUUAAAGAAGGAGAUGCAGUCAAAACUGCUAUCGGUUUAUCUUCUUUACAUAAUGCGGCCGAUUUACUAUAAUUCUAGAAACUUUUUACAACUAUUAACAUUAUUAUGCUAACCCCUUUAUAUAUACUUCCUAAUGAAAAUGAUAUAAAAAAAUUCAUGGAAAAAUAUUCAAUUAAAGAUGAGGAUUUUGAUGGUGAAAAGUUAAUUUAAUUAGUUGAUGAUAAUUAAGCAUUGUAUGAUGAAUGUGUUAAGCAAUAUCAAAAAGAUAUAUAGGCUCUAGAUUAACUUUAAGGUAUUGAAUAAGAUAGUGAUGAGGAAUUUACUUAAUGA
This is a messenger RNA of Ichthyophthirius multifiliis, 411 nucleotides long. RefSeq lists its product as hypothetical. The record is from RefSeq and is a predicted model, not a curated record. Lineage: Eukaryota; Ciliophora; Oligohymenophorea; Hymenostomatida. The transcript has a single exon.